CUUAGACUUUUGCCGCGUACCGACUACCGACCAUACAAAAUCCUAGUCCCUCCAUUGCCCGCUUGCCUCUACGGCGCCAUCACUCUCUUUUCACUGCGGUUCAAAAACAUGCUUAUACAGUUACAAACCCUGCCAAAGACUCUAGCUUGGCAUUCUUCUUUGACUCCAAGAGCUUCAUCUAAGCCCCUUGAAGCCAAUCCGGCACCCGUUCGCCUCGCCGCCCCACCCAGCUCUAACUCCGGCAUCAAAUUCCAGCAAAAGAUUCUCUACCUCCGAGAGCUAAGAGUAAAUCCAAUGAAGGCCCUCAACAAGAACCCGGAUUUACGAUCUGUCCCUCUAGCUUCCCUAAAAUCAGUAGAAAAUUGCCUCUGCUCAAUGGGUAUCCAGCGUUCUGCCCUAGGCCGCAUUCUUGACAUGCACCCUAGUCUCCUCACCUCCGACCCUUACGCCGACAUAUACCCUAUCUUCGAUUUUCUCUUGAAUGAUGUCAGCAUCCCCUUUCCCGACAUCAGCCUGUCUAUCGUGCGUUGCCCUAGGCUCUUGGUUUCCAGUUUGGAGACCCGAUUGAGACCCACAUUGCGGUUCUUGGAGGAGUUCGGGUUCGCAGGUCCAUAUAAGAUCACCGCCCAGAACUCCAUGUUGCUUGUUUCCAGUGUUGAGCUUACUCUGAAACCUAAAAUUGAAUACUUGAUGGGAUUAGGGUUCACUUACAUUGAGGUUGUGAAUAUGGUUCUUAGGUGUCCUGGGCUGUUAACUCUUAGUAUAGAUAAGAAUUAUAUGCCGAAAGUUGAUUACUUUCUGAAGGAAAUGAAUGGAGAUUUGGAGGAGCUCAAGGUCUUUCCUCAAUUCUUUUCGUUUAGUUUGGAGCGUAAAAUAAAGCCACGCCAUAGGCUUUUACUGAAGUAUGGAUUCUCACUCUCAUUGCUGGAAAUGUUGAAGGUCAGUGAUGGAGAAUUCCGUGAGAGGGUAUUAGAUAUGAAGUUGCAGCUGGUGGACAACUGACAGUUGUUUGAUAAGAGAGGAUCUAAGAACCGAGGAGCAAUGCCCCCUCCAAGGGCAGGGCAGUUGUGAGGCAAGCGGACUGCGAGGAAGCAAGUAUAUCAGUCAUCAAAUCACGGAAAGAGAUUGUUGAAGGGGAAAUGUGAUGUGAAUCACUCGAAGGUCGUGGUAUUGUGUAUAAGAUGUGAUGAGACCCUAUUUUGCCAUGGUCUAAACUUGAAGGGGUCGCAGACAUGUCCCAAAAUAAAUUGGGGGCGGAGUCCAAACAUUGAGUUAUCAAAAAAAGGGAAAAAAUCAAAUGGGGUUCAAUUUUUAAUAUAUAAGCAGUGCCUCUACAGUUGGAGCAUGUGCGCCCACUUUCUUAUUUAGGUCUACUCAAUGGUUGUAUUUGUUAUUUAAAGUCAUUCAUAUGUUAAGUUUGACAAUAUUUUUUAAAUUAAAAUUAUGAAAAGCUAC
Cuscuta europaea is the source of this 1455-nucleotide messenger RNA. Lineage: Eukaryota; Viridiplantae; Streptophyta; Magnoliopsida; Solanales; Convolvulaceae. The record is from the annotation of a GenBank genome assembly.